CCGUCUUCUCUGUAAUGAUUAUUCUCUAGGGUUCAAUAGAUAAUUAUUUUAGAUUCUCAUUUGUAUAGUUUUUUUUUACAAAUAUGUCAUCAUUGUGCAGCAUGCUUUUAAUAUCACAAAGCAUAGCCCCGGAAGUACCUUUCGAGAGAGCACAGAGGAGCAGUUGGUGUUUGUUAUGCUAAUGUUUACCCACUCAGCCUUUUGGUUCAUCUGCUGUUUUUGGAAGCCUGGCAAGUGAGAAAACUUUGGAUUGCAUGUAAACCUCGUUGACAAUGGAAGUACUUCGAUGUGUGUAUGUAGCCCGCGUGGACACUGACAACUAGGAGUAGCUACUACUCUACAACUAACCUGCAGUGUUAAUUUCAACUGUCUGUCCAUAUGGAUCGUCACUACAAUCGAGGCCAUUUCAACUCUCGUGGCCAUCAAAGUAAUUUCAAUCAAGAGCGGUCAUCUCUCAAAAGGACUCGUGAACAUGAUGACAGGGGACAUGAGAUUCACUCCAGGCGCGCGAGAACUGACGAGCGUCUUUCACCCUCACGAACUAUGAGCGUUUUGCGUCAGUUCUAUGACAGAGACUUCCCUGUCUACAAGCAGCCUGUAGAAAUUGGAUUAUUUUCCUUAGACAGCAAACGAAAUUUUUGGAAUGAUGCAAGGCAACUACGUUAUUAUGUGGAGCCCGAAAGAUGCCCCAACUUCAACCUCAGAGAUGGUUAUCAUGACCGGUUUGUGAAAAGAGAUGAUGGCAUCAAAGAGAAACUUGACCACAUUCUGAAAUGGAUUUUGGCAAACAAGCACAAACUGCAGUCCCGAGACACCACCUGUCCACUAGGUAUAGAUUUUGUGACUUGGCGUGGCCACCUGACCAAGCUGUUAACAACUCCAUAUGAGACACAGGAGGGUUGGCUACUCGCGGUGUCCAGACUGGCCGGCACUCUCUACAUUAGUGAGGUGGAAACUGAGAAAUCCCGCAGGGACCGAGAUAACCGGACAGAACGACACGAAGAGAUGAUGUAUUGGGGUUACAAAUUCGAACAGUACACCUGUGCAGAUGAAGAACAUGGUUCCCCUGACCCAGGAGGCGUGGUGAACACCAAUGAAGCAUUCUGCACUGUUGUCCAGACACGCCUGUCCGAGCAUAAGCUGCUCUUCUCUGGGGAGGUGGACUGUCGUGUGGCAGGGUCUAGCGCACCCCAGGCUCCGGCCUGCUACGUUGAGAUGAAGACCUCGGCCGAGAUCCACACUCCUAAACAGCGCAGCAACUUCCACAGAUACAAGCUGCUUAAAUGGUGGGCACAGUCUUUUCUUCCUGGAGUUCCUAAGAUUGUGGCAGGCUUUCGUGACAAUGACGGACAAGUGGUCCAGGUGGAAACGUUUAAAACAUCCCAAAUAUCUCAGCUGAUAAAGACCGAGCACAAUUGCUGGAAGCCAACCGUGUGCAUGAACUUCUGCAGUGACUUUCUGUCAUUCGUCAGAAAAACAGUCAAAGAAGAUGAUCCAAGGUUAGUGUACCUCUUCUCAUGGGAACCACACAGAGACGUGACGUUCACUGUCCACAGAGACACUGAGUAUAAUUUCCUGCCCAACUGGUUUGUGAAGGAAAUCACAGCGAUUCAUCGCCAGACUGAUGCUCCACCGCGUGCCUGAAAUGAACCUACAACCACAUGGCAUCAUGCCAGUGUGUUAAGAUAGCACGCCAACUUGAACCUUCUAUCGCAUUUGUGCAUCACGACUUUGUAUGUUAACGCGUGCUACAGAACGCCCUGUGACAGGAUGGGGUGGUUUUAGUCUGAGCACAAUUCUGCCCUACAAAGCAAAAAGGCAGUAACUGCGCAGAGCUAAAGACUGAAUAAGUUGACUUUAAAAUGAUACUGCAACCCAAUAUGAGUGUUUUCUGGAAGAUUAUUGACAUGUGACAGUUUUGUUCCUUUAUAUUAUCACCUUUUGUGCAGAUCAAUCAUUUCAUUUAAAUUUAGACUUCGAUAUAUAUGGCAUUAAAGUCAUAGUAGCUCAUUUUAAACCGCAAUGCAGUUACUGCCUUUUUGCUUUGUAGGGCAGAAUUUCCCUUGCUUGUUUUCGCUGUUCUUGGCAAAAGUGACAGAGAUGUUGCUUUACUGACAGGUUAGGUUUAGGAAUGGUUUUUGGUCAGAGCACAGCAGAGCAGUUUCGCGCUUAGCAAUAGAAAAAACAAAAAUUCGCCGGGACAGUGGCAAAACUGCAAACCAGGUCACGUGAAAAAAAUGUCAGUCUGACCAUCAAUAGAUUUCAAAUGCAUGACAGUGAAAUGGUACUUCCUUAUGGGCAGAACCGAGGCGUGAUGGCAUUGUGUGUGUGCACUUUAUAUUCAUUUACAAGUAAACCUGCACUGUAAAUACAUGAAUGUACAUUUUUUAAAAUAAUUCCACUGAUUCAUUUUUUAUACUGUAGAUAUUUCUAUAGCCUUAGUUUCACUCAGAUUGACUGUAUUAAAGGUAGUGGUUUUGAAGUCCCACAUUACAGCGAGUUGGUAAAUGUGGAGAGGUUUUCAUGUUUUCCGACCACAAGGAAAUACAGUACACUCCACAUUUAUACUUCGGAGAAACUAUACCGUAUGUCAUCUACCAAUUCAUUAAACAUUGGGAUGCUUGUGUAAAUGAAUUGCUCUUCGACCCAUAAUCCAAACAGCUAAACAGCAAAUUAGUACUCUGUUUCCCAAAUUCAUGCUGCCCAUUCACAAAUCUAUUUCAUGAAUAUUUACCACCACCACCACCACCAUUUGUAAUUACUGAUUUUGACUGCAAAAGUUACUUAUUUUAUUUUAUUACCUUCUCCAUGUCUGUCAUUUUGAGUUCCCAGUAAAAUAUAUCUUUGGCUUACUAUA
Molecule: messenger RNA, 2857 nt
Organism: Engraulis encrasicolus (European anchovy)
Lineage: Eukaryota; Metazoa; Chordata; Actinopteri; Clupeiformes; Engraulidae
Gene: dxo
Product: decapping exoribonuclease
Exons: 7
Coding region: 379-1644 (421 amino acids)
Biological process (GO): NAD-cap decapping; nuclear-transcribed mRNA catabolic process
Cellular component (GO): cytosol; nucleus
Molecular function (GO): mRNA 5'-diphosphatase activity
Source: RefSeq, a predicted model, not a curated record